AUGGGGGGCUGCAUCGCCUCCAAGGAGUCGGCCUCUGCCGGCACAGCGGACGCCGCCAAAGACGCAGGGGGCGCCUCCAAGGGCCGGGGCGGCAAGGAGCGCCGUGCGGAGGCGCAGGUGCCAGCGAAUGGCGUGAGGCCCGUCGGUGCCCAGGGCUUGAGCAGCGCGAGCCCGGGGGGUGCGCCGCCUGCGAUGGGCGGAGAGGUGCUGCCUGCGGCGCGGCGGGCCCCGGAGCUGCCCGAGCUGGGGCGGGCCAGAGACCUCUUCUCGGCGGUGUACCUCCGCCUCGCGCUGCAGUACCACCCGGACAAGAGGCCGGCCUCCGACCGCGAGCGGGCCACGCGGCUCUUCCAGGCGAUCGCCGCGGCCUACGAGGAGCUCCUGCAGACCAGGGAGAGUGGCGGGUCCGCCGCCAACCAGCGCGUGAAGAGCCCGGUGGCAGCCGCGGCGGAGCUGGGCGACCUGGAGGAGCUGACGAGACUCCUCAAGGAGCGCCCAGACCGCGCCAACGAGGCAGACGACCUCGGCGUCUACCCCCUGAUGUUUGCUGCCGCGGGUGGCUGCGUGGAGGCCGCGGAGCUCCUGCUGGAGUUCGGAGCCGACGUGCACGCGAAGAAUCCGAUCAAGUGGUCUGUGCUGCUCUAUGCGGCCCUCGGCAACCACGCCGAGAUGGUGCGGUUCCUUGUCGGGUGCGGGGCGACCGUGACGGACCACGAGCUCAUACUGGCAGCCUACACCGGCAACCCCGGCAGCCUCCAGGCGCUGCUGGAGCUGUACGAGGGCAGCGCGGCGGAGGUGCGCACGGACGAGAGCAGGAAGACCCUGCUGCACCUGGCCUGCGAGGGGCUCUGCUUCCUGCGGCACUCCGCCGAGCGGCACGCGGCGUGCGUGGACCUGGCGCUGCGGUGGCGCGUGCCCGUGGACGCGGCGGAGCCCCGGAGGGGCCGCACCGCGCUGCAGGACCUGGUCGGCGACCCGCGCUGGCGCACGCGCUCGCUGGAGAACUCCGCCGCGCACCUGGCCGCGGUGGAGCGGCUCUGCGCCGCCGGCGCCAGCGUGGCGGCGGAGGACCCGGGGGGCGCUAGCGCCCUGUCGCUGGCCUCGGAGGGCCGGCUCCCGCGCGUGAGAGAGGCGCUCCUGUGCUACGCCUGA
Molecule: messenger RNA, 1152 nt
Organism: Prorocentrum cordatum
Lineage: Eukaryota; Dinophyceae; Prorocentrales; Prorocentraceae
Source: the annotation of a GenBank genome assembly